Molecule: messenger RNA, 369 nt
Organism: Tinamus guttatus (white-throated tinamou)
Lineage: Eukaryota; Metazoa; Chordata; Aves; Tinamiformes; Tinamidae
Source: RefSeq, a predicted model, not a curated record
UAAUUGCUUGCUUGGCAUUUGGCAUUUGUGGAGAACAGGACAAUGGCUGCCAGCAAGAGCAAGAACCAGAGUUCCUUGGCCCUCCACAAAGUGAUCAUGGUUGGCAGUGGAGGUGUAGGCAAAUCUGCACUCACUCUUCAGUUUAUGUACGAUGAGUUUGUGGAAGACUAUGAGCCUACUAAGGCUGACAGCUACAGAAAGAAAGUAGUUCUGGAUGGUGAAGAAGUUCAGAUAGACAUUCUGGACACAGCAGGACAAGAGGAUUAUGCAGCCAUCAGAGAUAACUACUUCCGCAGCGGGGAAGGGUUUCUUCUAGUCUUCUCAAUAACGGAGCAUGAAUCCUUUACAGCAACAGCAGAGUUUCGGUAA